UUUCUACGUGAAAAUAGUGUCCGUCUUAUCCGUUCGUUCAUUCGAUCGGCGAAUUACCGUGCAAGGUCAGUAAACAUGCCAGAAUUGACAGAGCUUGACAAGGCGGCGAGCUCGGAGCCUACGAAGGUGGAGUUGGUAGGUAUUGGUUCUGCAACUGAUUCUGACUCAGACGAUACUAUACCGGAAUUAGAAGAUGCUGGCACUCCGGGUACCGUUGGUUUUCCGGGUACAACAGUUACUGGACUUCCUAUUGAUAUGGUGUCCAAGGCCAAGCAAAGCCGUGGAGAAAAGAAAGCUAGGAAGCUCAUGAGCAAAUUAGGAUUGAAGCCGGUUCAAGGAGUCAAUAGAGUAACUAUUCGUAAAUCAAAGAAUAUUCUGUUUGUUAUAAACAAGCCAGAUGUUUUGAAGAAUCCAGCUUCAGAUACUUAUAUAGUAUUUGGUGAAGCCAAGAUUGAAGAUCUCAGUCAACAAGCUCAAGUAGCAGCAGCAGAGAAAUUUAAAGAACCACCAGUUAUACCAGCAACUGAAGCUGGUGGCAGCACUACGGCAAACGAAAAGAGGGAUGACGCGAGUCUAAAGGAAAGUAAAGAUUCAAAAAGAUCCAGUCAUUUAAGCGUAGAAAAUGACGUGAUAGAAUCGUUGGAUACGACGAAGCCGAAGUCGAGGUCAAGGGGAAGCCGUGGAGGCAAUUACGUAGGAUCGAAUUGCCUGAAGGUCCUGAGACCAGAACUAGUUAGGCGAGGUCUUUCGAGUUUCGAUGUAGAAGAAGCCGCGCAGUGA
Messenger RNA from Atta colombica, 780 nucleotides. It is a transcript of the gene Nacalpha, whose product is annotated as nascent polypeptide-associated complex subunit alpha-like. NCBI's taxonomy places the organism in Eukaryota, Metazoa, Arthropoda, Insecta, Hymenoptera, Formicidae. Bases 76 to 780 code for a protein of 234 amino acids. The record is from RefSeq and is a predicted model, not a curated record. Gene Ontology annotation, biological process: protein targeting to membrane. Gene Ontology annotation, cellular component: nascent polypeptide-associated complex; cytoplasm. The transcript has 5 exons.